Messenger RNA from Phytophthora nicotianae INRA-310, 639 nucleotides. RefSeq lists its product as hypothetical. The record is from RefSeq and is a predicted model, not a curated record. The transcript is spliced from 3 exons. Bases 1 to 639 code for a protein of 212 amino acids. Lineage: Eukaryota; Oomycota; Peronosporomycetes; Peronosporales; Peronosporaceae.
AUGGUUCUUACCACACGAUCCGGUAGCGCCUACACCAAUGCCCAGAUCUCGGGAGGCUACUUCCGACCGUGCCGUGGCGAGUAUGACGAGGUGAUCCUAGAAUACUUCCGCUGUCGUUGCGGCACGCUCAAGUCGGUAGAAUCCGUCGCCAAGGCUCUCCAAGGUCGCGAUGUGGAUUUGCUGGAUGUCAGGCAGUGGUUUGAUGAGCUUAUUGCUCUAAAACCACAGUUCGAGACACAUCUCGGUUCUCGAGCUGAAAUCGUUCACAGCCCUGACUUUGAGUCAGGGUGUGUUCGCGUUCUGAGGGGACGGCAGAACCGCCUAACGCGUGCGGAGAAGACUGCCCUCGGCCCUUUCGUAAAGCUGGCGGGGGACGCAACGGUGGAAUCGGACAACGAAGAUCUUUCGUUUGUCGAACGGCAUCGUAAGCGCCGCCGGAUUGCCGGACGCGCUGUUUCCUACGAGCAAUUGAAGACGAUUCCACCAACGUCUAACGUUGUGGAACGCUUUUUUAGUGCGGCGCGGGUGACAUUUGGUCACCAAAGACAAGGGUUGCAACCUGCAACGCUGGAGAUGAUCUUAUUCCUCCGUGAGAACCGUGGUUAUUGGGAUUCUAGCACGGUCAACAGCAUCAAUUGA